UUUUUUUUUUUCUUUCCUUCUGUAUUUUAAUAUGGUUCGUUCACUUAAAGUUACCAAAGUGAAUCACCCUGUUCAACUGUUACUUGAUGAACAAGGUUUGCGCAUUGAAGGUGAUCUCAACGCUAUGGGAAGAAACCCUAGCAAAAACAAUAAAAUAGUUUGUUGCUGCAUACCUGUUUCUGAGGGUAAUGGUCCUGACCCAACAUUAUUGCCUAUUGAUAACGAAUACAUUUUAAACGCUUAUUAUCAUGAACGAACCAAGACUGUGCAUAUUUAUUGCGUUUUGCCUUUAGAUAGAGCAGCAGAAGAAUCUCCGGCUGAUAUCUUCAGCUUUAUUUACUCGGUACAGGACGAGCAAAGACAAAUAGCUGAAGCUUUUUGUAAAGAAAUAAUAGAUCAAGCUUAUCAAGGCAUUAAAUUCGGAAAGCGACUUUUGGUCUUGAUCAAUCCUUUUGGUGGUCAAGGCAAAGCAAGAGAAAUAUUUGAAUACCAUGUACGCCCUAUUUUUGAUUAUGCUAAAUGCACUAUUGAAGUAAAAAAUACUGAACAUCAAGGCCAUGCUUUACAAAUUGCACAAGAUUUGGACAUCGAUGCUUAUGAUGCUAUUAUCGCUGUUAGUGGUGAUGGUGUUAUUCAUGAAAUAAUCAAUGGUUUCUUAAAGAGACCUGAUGCUAGAGAAGCGAUGAAAAAAGUGUCUUUAGGUAUCAUUCCAGGUGGCACAAAUAACUCGCUGGCCAUCUCGAUAUUAGGAGAAAAGAGAGGUUUUGAUCCCGAAUUUAAUGCUCUCCAAAUCAUUAAGGGUAAGCCUAUGGCUCUUGAUUUAUGUUCUGUUGUAUAUGAUGAUCAUCGCUAUUUUUCUUUCUUGUCUCAAAAUUAUGGCAUCACUGCAUACGCUGAUCUUGGUACUGAACAUUUACGAUGGAUGGGCGACACACGUACGGUUAUUGGUAUGCUACAAGAAAUCCUUGGACGUAAAUCAUACAGAAUUCAAGCUGCUAUUCAAGUGGUUGAGUCUGAUAAAAACCGAAUCAAAGCAAAAUACAAGGACGCAUUUAAAAAAGAAAGUCGUGAGCCUAUGAAUGAACUCGAAGGACAAGUAGUUGACGGAAUGCCUAACUUGUCAGAACCUUUGCCUACGGAUUGGUUAGUGAUUGAUGGUGAUGUUGCAUUCUUCUUGGCAAGCAAAGUUCCCUUGUUGGCUCGAGGUAUGUUGAGUCAUCCUUGCGCUUUGCCUAGUGAUGGCACUAUCGAUUUAAUGCUUGUCCGUGGUAAACCUGGAGUUUUGAAACAAUUGGAUGUCUUUACCAAGGUUGAAACAGGCAAACAUAUGGACAGUGAUAUUGUAAGUGGAAUGAACCUAUGCAGUUUAUUUUGACACGUAUUUUUUUCUUUUUUAGAUUGAAUAUUAUAAGGUCAAAGCAUUUAGAUUGACUCCUGUACUCAAGCCUGGUGAAAAGGCUUUUGUUUCUAUCGAUGGUGAGCAUGCACCAUGUAAACCUUUUCAGGUAGAGGUCCAUCCUCGAUUAGCUUCAGUCCUAACUCUCAAACCAACUUUUCUUGACUCUAAACUCUGAUUUCUUUUUUAAUUACCUGUCCUUGACAUCUAAAGACAAUAAAAUAUGAUUAUAAAGUAUAA
Molecule: messenger RNA, 1636 nt
Organism: Gilbertella persicaria
Lineage: Eukaryota; Fungi; Mucoromycota; Mucoromycetes; Mucorales; Choanephoraceae
Product: ATP-NAD kinase-like domain-containing protein
Exons: 3
Coding region: 32-1375 (447 amino acids)
Biological process (GO): sphingosine biosynthetic process
Cellular component (GO): membrane; cytoplasm; intracellular membrane-bounded organelle
Source: RefSeq, a predicted model, not a curated record